Messenger RNA from Cryptomeria japonica (Japanese cedar), 1707 nucleotides. RefSeq names its product BAHD acyltransferase DCR-like. Lineage: Eukaryota; Viridiplantae; Streptophyta; Pinopsida; Cupressales; Cupressaceae. The transcript is spliced from 2 exons. Bases 399 to 1688 code for a protein of 429 amino acids. The record is from RefSeq and is a predicted model, not a curated record.
UGUUCACAAUAAACCUGAUCAGAGUCGUCUUCUUCGCUUUUAACCGCCAUCGUUGAACAUUGUACUGUUAGCCAUACAAUGAAUCGAUCAAUGGUGAGAUUGUUUGUGAGGCGACCGGUAAAGCAGAGAGCAGCGUCCACUGAAAAAAGAAUGUGAUUCCUCCGUCCGAAAAUGAAAAGAGAGCUGUCAAGUUGUCUCUAAAAAAUAUUGAUGAUUAAAUAGCUGUCAGGAUUCCUCUUAUCAUCUUGCAUCUUUUUUCCAAUAUUUUAUGCCCUUGAUCUGUUAAAAAAUCAAUUUGUAUGCCUUAGGCGUAGUGAAAACAACUAUCGGAUCUCGUGGACGUCUUUAAAAUUCUUUCAUUUCAUCUCAUUUCUGCGUUUUAUCUGCGUGACAGCAAAAUGGUUCGUAUUAACAGAAAGCGCUGUGUAUUUCCAUCCACUCCAUCCGUUGCUCAGCAGAUCAAACUUUCGUGCUUAGAUUUACAAAUGCUGUUCAUCAGCUACAAUCAAAAAGGCCUCUUCUAUCAAAUCCAUGCAGACGAAUACUCUUCUUACUUAGAUCGUCUUGCUGAAACGCUGUCUGAGGUUUUGGUAAAAUUUCAUCCUUUGGCCGGCCGGUUAACAACUAGUCCUCUGGAUGGCGGUAUUUACAUCCUCUGCAACGACUCGGGCGUAGAUUUCAUCGAAGCCACGGCAGAAGACCUAAGUAUUGAGGAUCUGACCACAGCAGAAGUUCCACCAGCUGUCGAAGAACUAUUUGCCCUCAACGGGGCCGUCAACUUUGAAGGCCAUCGCCUUCCGUUGCUUGCAAUCCAGGUAACUCAGCUGAAAGACGGGGUUGCCGUGUGUUGCACGCUCAACCACGCCAUAGCCGACGGCGCUUCGCUCUGGGAUUUCUUUAAUUUCUGGUCACGUCUGUGCAAAACGAAUAGGAACAAAAUUCCCGAUAGCCCUAUCUACGACAGGUCUCUGCUAGAGCCUCCCGGAUCUGCAGUUAGACUUGGCCUUGAUCCAGACGGCCACGUCCCACAGAUUUGCCCGCCUCCAUUGCCAGUAAAAAUUUUCCAUUUCAGCGCCCACACGAUCAGCCGCUUAAAGGAGCAGGCCAACCAGGAUUCGUCCUUUACGAUCUCUUCCUUCCAGGCGUUUUGCGGACACGUGUGGCGGGCAGUCACGCGUGCCCGGAGGCUCUGCCCGGACGAGACCACGACAUUUUGUUUGGCUGCCAACUGUCGUUCUCGGCUACUUCCUCCGCUGCCCAGCUCUUACUUCGGCAACGGUAUUCAGACAAUACGUGUAACCGCCACCUGUGGGGAGCUUAACAAUUUGCCUCUUUCCUUUCCGGCGGGUUUGUUGAACGGUAUUAUUGCAGGUCAUAUGGACGGGGUUAUUAGGGAAAAAAUUGAUAAGUGGCGGAAGGAGCCGGCGGUAGUUAGGCGGGCUGAGUUUGAAAAGAACUGUUUGUUGAUGGGGAGCUCUCCGCGGUUUGAGAUGUAUGAGAAUGAUUUUGGGUGGGGACGACCCGUGGCGGUUAGGAGUGGAACGGCUAACCGUUUAGACGGGAAGAUGUAUGCAAACCCUGGUAGAGAAGGCGGAGGAAGUAUUGAAUUAGAGAUUUGCCUUCCUCCGGCUGUCAUGAGUGCUUUGGAAAGUGACGCGGAUUUUGUUUGUCCCUCAUCCUUAAUUUAAUCCAGGCCAUUACAUAUCA